Messenger RNA from Triticum aestivum (bread wheat), 1795 nucleotides. Its product is annotated as protein transport protein sec31. Lineage: Eukaryota; Viridiplantae; Streptophyta; Magnoliopsida; Poales; Poaceae. The transcript is spliced from 4 exons. The coding region runs from base 167 to 1645 and encodes 492 amino acids. The record is from RefSeq and is a predicted model, not a curated record.
GCUCUGUCCGUCGUCGUCUAUAUAGCUAGCCUCCGUCGCCUCGCCUCGCCUCGCCUUCCUCCUCUCCCAUCCUUUCUCAUACGUAGCUUCCUUCCAUCCGCCCUCUCCCUCUCCUCUUCAAUUGGGCGCACCAGCGGUUCUUGCGAAGCUGUUCGACCGAGGCGAGAUGGAGGACAAGCGGAAGGCCGUCGCCAACAAUGAAGAGCGAAGGCAGCGCCAGCGGCGUGAGCGUGAGGCGGAAGCCGUGGAAGACACUGCGACUUCAGGGCGGACGCCGACUGCAGGCGGCAACGGGACUUCGCAGGAGCUUCCACGGGUGACGGCGGCGACUACGCCCGCUCUACGCCCCCCACCCGUCGCCUCUUCCCAGUUCGCAGACAACGGGCGUCCGCAGCACGCGCAGAUCGGCAACGCCGGUGCGCCUCAGGGUCACGGCAGUACUGUCAUUGAUCAGCAGCGCCUCCGCGACCAGCCUUCUUCUUCACGGGCAAGAGCACCAGGAUGCACUUGUUGCGGCGGAGCGCCCACCACGCGGGUUGUUCUCAACCUGCCCGUGUGCGAGGCUUGCUACAGGCGGUUUUUUCACGCCGGUGCGCCUCAGCAGCACGCGCAGAUCGGCUACGCCGGUGCGCCUCGGGGAGCAGUGCGCAAUCCAGUGGCAGUCCCUACCCGUGAGCAGCAGUUCUUGGCUAACAUGGAUGCGCCGCCGAGGCCUUUUUCCAUGUUUCCCUUCCGGUGGGGCCCGGCGAACCCCGCACUGGAGCGGCAGUCUUCUUCACCAGCCCGCAAUGGGCCUCCGCAGCAGGCGCAGAUCAGGCCUCCACCCCUCCACACCUUGGCACCGCCACCGGAGCGGCAGUCUUCUUCACGGGCAAGGGAGCAGCAGCUCCAGGCCCAGGCUGAUGCGAUGAGGCUGCAGGUGGCCAAUAUUCUGAACAACCCUUUCUCGCUCGUCCGGUCGGGCCCGGCGAACCCAGCGCCUCAGCGGCAGUCUUCUUCACCAGGAUGCUACAGCAAUAUCUUCACCGGCAACGGGCCCUUGUUCAGCAGCGCCGGUGCACGUGCACCCCAGGCUCAGGGUCACGGUACUGCCAUUGAUCAGCAGCGCCAGCUCGACCUCCUCCGCGGCCAGCCUUCUUCUUCACAGGCAAGGGCACCAGGAUGCUCUUCUUGCGGAGCGCGCGCCACGCGGGUUGCUCUCAAGAUGCCCUUUUGCGACGCUUGCUUCAGGGAUACAUUCAUGGCCAACGCGCCUCCUCCUCAGCACACGCGGAUCGGCUCCAUGCUUCCGAGUCCAGUCCCCAGCUACAACUACGCGCAGACCGGCACCGUGCGUCCGCAGCACACGCUGGCCGGCAAUGUGUCUUCGAGUCCAGUCCCCACUCCCAGCAACGUGCAUCCGGAGCUCCCAGCAACGCCGUCGCCGAGUUCAGUUCCCACUCCCAGCAACGCCGGCGCGCCUCAGGGUCAGCAGCAGCACCGGGAUUCGGUGGUGGAACUGCUGGCGGCGACCGAGCCUUCUCCUCCGGCGGGUUCUCAGCGUGCCGCCUAUUCGAGGUGCGAGGCUUGCCGCUUGUCCGGCGAUAAGGCGUGCAUGUUUUGCCACAACCCCGGCCCACCGCCGCCACCGCCAGGGCAGAGCUAGCUAGCUCACCUCGCCGCUGUGAGUGGAGAAUGAUUCCUCUGAUGUGGCCAAAUUAAAUGUGGCAAUGCUUGAGUGGAUGAUGAAACUAUAUACUUGUAGGACUUGUUUCCUUGUUUAUUUGCUCACUCAGUGGAUCUUUUCUGACGCUCA